AUGCCCUAUCCCAUUGCCCUGGAUAUUUUUACCUCAUUUUCAUUCAGGGAUAUUUUGGAACGGACCAAGAAUGGUACAGAGACGGGCUGGAUUCAUACGUUGAAACAGUACCAUUACCGAGCGCAGUGGGAGCUGUAUGACCUCAAGUCUGACCCAAAAGAGCUGAAAAACCUAAUCAACAAUCCGGCUUAUCAGGCUGAAGUGAAAGAGUUACGUCAGGAGUUGCUGACAUGGCAACGCUCUACUGAUGACCCACGGCUCUGCUCUCCCGGGGGGUCAAAGUGGGGAGCUUGUGUAUUUCAAUGGACAAUGAUACCUGACUGGUGCCAUUAA
Molecule: messenger RNA, 333 nt
Organism: Porites lobata
Lineage: Eukaryota; Metazoa; Cnidaria; Anthozoa; Scleractinia; Poritidae
Source: the annotation of a GenBank genome assembly